Cryptomeria japonica (Japanese cedar) is the source of this 1119-nucleotide messenger RNA. Its product is annotated as pectate lyase 1-like. The record is from RefSeq and is a predicted model, not a curated record. Gene Ontology annotation, molecular function: pectate lyase activity. The coding region runs from base 1 to 1119 and encodes 372 amino acids. Lineage: Eukaryota; Viridiplantae; Streptophyta; Pinopsida; Cupressales; Cupressaceae. The transcript has 3 exons.
AUGGCUGCUGGAGAGUGGAUGCACUUCCUUUUUAUUUUUCUUUCCCUUUCAUUGUCUUCUUCAAUGUCUUACAACCCUAUUGAUAAGUGCUGGAGAAGAGAUCCAAAUUGGGCACAAAACAGAAUGAAGCUUGCGGAUUGUGGUGUGGGCUUCGGCAGUGCAGCCAAGGGAGGCAAUGGAGGAAAGAUGUAUACAGUCACCAGUCCUGGUGACAUUGCUGUCAAUCCCUCACCUGGGACUCUCAGAUAUGGAGUUACUCGCAAUGCUUCUCUCUGGAUAGUUUUUGCCAGUGAUAUGGAGAUAAAGCUUCAGAUGCCCCUCUUUUUCACAAGCCAUAAGACUAUCGACACAAGGGGUUCAAAUGUUCACAUCGGGAAUGGAGCUUGCAUUACCUUGGUGAAUGUGAGCAACAUAAUCAUUCACGGAUUGAACAUCCAUGACUGUCAGCCAUCUAAACCAGGCAAGAUUUUGCUCUCUGAGGGUACGCAGGCCGAGGAAAUCGAAACAGAAGAUGGAGAUGGUAUUUCAGUUCGCAAUUCCCGAGACGUUUGGAUCGAUCAUAACACAUUAGUCAAUUGCUCAGAUGGACUAGUUGAUGUCACGCUUGCCUCCACUGCAGUUACCAUUUCAAACAACCGUUUUUCUUACCAUGACAAGGUGAUGCUUUUGGGCCACAGUGAUGAUUAUACAGCCGAUAAAGCCAUGAAGAUCACAGUGGCGUUCAACCACUUUGGGCCUGGCCUCACUGAACGAAUGCCAAGGUGCAGACAUGGGUAUGUGCAUGUUGCUAAUAACAACUACGAACCAUGGGGAGCAUAUGCAAUUGGAGGGAGCGCAGAUCCCAUUAUCAGAAGCGAAGGAAAUCUCUUUGCUGCUCCAAACGAGGAGAACAAUAAACAGGUGACGUGGCGUGGGAACCCAAACGGAACAAGUUGGUUGUGGAAGUCUGUGAGAGAUACUUUUACAAAUGGAGCGUACUUCCUUCCAUCUGGCAAAGGAAAAGCACUUCCCAAUUACAAUUCUGGACAGAAUUUCAAAGUUUUGUUAGGGCCACUUGUUCCCAUAUUGACCAAGACUGCAGGAACUCUAUCCUGCAAUCCCAAUCAUCGUUGUUUAUAA